AUGACGGUCCCUGGAACGAACGUCCAUCUAGGACAACCAAAGAAAGGCAAGGACUCUAAAUGGUUCGCAUACUAUAAUGAGUACCGAGCUGCUGAUGAAAUGCUACAUGGCUCCUCAGACGAGGAAUCUGACCGUCCAACUGCCCACCAUGCUUUUGAUACUAUGUUCAAUGACACCAGCGGCUUUCCAUUUGUCGCGGGUAGCUUACAGGCCGAGCCCACUACACAUCCAUCCUCAACUCAGGUUAUCCAAUUAUGGCAAAUCUAUAUAAACAACGUGAAUCCUCUCCUGAAGAUCAGCCAUGUUCCCACGCUUCAACCUCAGAUAAUUGAGGCGUGUACGAACCCUGCCAACAUUCCGAAGCCUAUCAGCGCUCUCAUGUUUGGAAUAUACCUUACAGCCGUAAAUUCUAUGGAUGAUAAAGACGUUCACAAUGUUCUUGGAGACGAAAAACCCACUGCUUUCGCUCGAUAUCGCAAAGCUAUGGAGCAAGCUCUGAUCGAUGUUAGUUUCAUGAAAUCUUCCGAUUUUAUGGUACUCCAGGCCUAUUUCCUAUAUCUGAUCACGAUGAGACUUUGGAUUGACCCUCGGUCUCUUUUCUGCCUCAUUGGCAUCGCUGUUCGCAUGGCAACCCGCAUUGGUCUGCAUCGAGACGGUGCCCAGUUCGGCCUUUCUCUUUUCGAAACUGAGCAAAGAAGGCGACUUUGGUGGCAGAUAGUUGUUCUUGACAAGCGAAUAGCUGAAAUUACUGGAUCACCAAUCAGCGCGUUGUCCUCUAUGGGAGCAGACUGCCGGUAUCCCCUCAACGUGAAUGAUACAGAUCUUCACCCCCAAUCUAAAGAGCCUCCAUUACCAUCCCCUGGGAUGACCGAAAUGACGUUUUCUCUCACGCGCAUCGAAAUAACCGUUGCCUCUGCACCUGAUGGCAUUCGACCAAAUCCUAAAGUUUCCAACAAUGCACACCCUAACAAUGAAUCGUGCACCGCAGACACUAGCAAACCCCAGAAACAAAACACGAAUGUCUCCGAUAACCUCGACCGCUACUGCAAACACAUGGAAUCGGCCUAUCUAAAGCCCUGCGACGUCAAAAUCCCCCUUCAACUCUUCACCCUCCUAAUGACACGCGUAUCCCUCUACAAGCUCCGAGUCCUCGACUUCGUAUGCCAAGGUACUUCCUCCUCAGACCCAGAUCACAAACGACAAGACGCCGCCUUUCUAGCUGCAAUCCACAUGCUUGAAUCAGAUAAUACCAUUCAUACCACGGCAAGUCUCCGUGGACUAGUAUGGUACAGUAACAUGCAUAUACCCUUACCGGGAUACAUCUUCCUCGCCAACGAAAUCCGUCACCGCACCACAGGUGAACUCUGUGAACGUGCGUGGGACGCUAUCUGCCAAAGCCCAUAUCAUAAAGGAUUGAGUCGAAAUCUUCGGAGUCCAUUGCAUGUUGCCCUUGGGCAGACUAUUUUGAAGGCUUGGGAUGCUCGUGAGAGGGCGGAAUUGAAGGGUGGUAAGGUGCUGCAGCCUCCGGUUCUUGUUGUUUCACUUCGUGAAACUCUUCCUGGUCAUCUCACUGGGCAGAGGGCUGGGCGAGAUAUGGCGGGAGCUACUAUGGAGCCUGAGGAUGGGUCUUCCUUUUUGCGUGGAUCUGCGCCAAGUUCUCUGAAUGAGGCCGGGAACGUGAUGCCUGGCGAAUAUAUGAUACCUUCUGGACGAAUCUGA
Messenger RNA from Penicillium canescens, 1719 nucleotides. Its product is annotated as fungal specific transcription factor domain-containing protein. The record is from RefSeq and is a predicted model, not a curated record. Lineage: Eukaryota; Fungi; Ascomycota; Eurotiomycetes; Eurotiales; Aspergillaceae. Gene Ontology annotation, molecular function: DNA binding; zinc ion binding. Gene Ontology annotation, biological process: DNA-templated transcription. Bases 1 to 1719 code for a protein of 572 amino acids. The transcript is spliced from 5 exons.